AAAAAGACUGUCUGCUUUUUACAAACUUAUUGACAGGACUACCUAAUACUAAUCUGAGUUUUCAUUCAAGAUGGAUUUGACCGAUGAAAACAACCUUUACCCCAGAGAUAAAAACCAAGAAUUACCAAGGGCUUGGAAACUACCACCAAUAGGAGACAGUGUAAAGAGCUGUCUAGAAGAAAUUCCACAUCCCCCAACCCCGCCCGCUUUAAGGAAAUACCGUAGCAGUAAUAGACCAGAACCAGAAGCCAUUACAGUGGCUCCAUGGAAGGCAAAUGACCCAGAUGUUGCCAGCGCUCUGGUUCACGGCAUCAGGACCAAAUCAUCCCUCCCCGUCUCUGACUUGAUAGCUCCUCCCAAAAAGACGGACCUCAAACAGAAGUUAGAGGAGCUCAGUGAGUCUAUUUAUGCUUCCAACAGGAAGGCUCCGCUUGGCCGAACACCUGUCACAGACCUACCUGCAUGGUACAGCGAAAAAACUACGUUUGGUCUUAAAACAGUUAAAGGACAGGAUGCGCGUCAGCUCAUCAACCCACCAAAAACAACAGAAGAGUUGGAGAAGGAAGCUCUUGAGGGACAUGAAGCUUACAUUCAGAGUCACAAUUCCUAUUUUCCGGGUGAGCAAAUUGACAGAAAGUAUGAAUCUAAUAACUUCAAUAAAAAGAGCUGCUUUGGGAUUCCCACGCCACACUUCAGCGACGGCCGUAAUCUCUGCAAAGCUCUUCGCGGGUUAGACUCUUGCAGGAUAAACUUUCCAAAUCCCAGUUGGAAGAGAGCUGGGACCAAAGAAAAACUAGCUUUACAACUUGGCCAAACCACCAACAUAAGGAAAAAUACUUUGACCCUUCCAUCUGAAUUCAGACUUGGGAUUGUCACUCCAUCACAUCCAUGCGGUGCUGGAGAUUUUAUCUACUGUACCGAGCCGGGGGAAUUUGUGAAAGGUCUAGACGUUCAACGAGGCUUAGUUAGCGCACUGAGACACCGCCUUAAGAUAGCAAACUUGCAAAACUUCCCCUCUCUGCUAAAAGCUUUCAGAUAUUAUGACAAGAAAGGACAGGGUCUGAUUGACAAAGAAGACCUGCAGGCAGUCUGUCAUGAAUUCAACCUGGAAAUAAGUGAUAAAGUCCUGGAUGAUCUGAUGGAAUACUGUGAUACAGACAAGGAUGGAUUCAUCAACUUUGUGGAAUUUGCUAAUUUCCUAAACUGGAAGAACAGGAUGCCGAUCAGCGAGUGCCGCUCCUACUCUGCUGCAGUCAAUGUGGGCAGAAAACCUUCAUCAGAGCCACAACAACCUCUUUUCCCCCAGGAUUUGAUCCGGCCUGAGGACCUGGAGCCCAUCGAACCAGGCAGCUCACAGAAAACUGUCAGGACACUCAGGAGACCCAAGGCAUCUUCAGACCACUUCUCCACCGCUGCCUCAGAGAUAGGGGCUUACAUUGAUGUGCCGCCUAAAUUAAAUGGCCGCACCUAUGGGAUCCCAUCCGGGCGCUUUGACAUUCCAGCUCCACGUAUCAAAAGAAUCAAUGACAGGAUCAACUACAGUGAUUUAUCCACAGCUGCAGAUGUCAUAUUUCCACCAGUUUAUGCUCAAUGGGGCGUUCAAAAGGAGGACUUCUUCUGUCCUCGCACCAAGAAGGAGAUUCAUCAGAUAUUCAUGAAUAUUGGUGCGAACAUUUCUGAGGAAACAUUUGAGGAGGCCUGGAAGCUGGCCGCCUUGAAGCACCCACAUGGAGAAGUUUGUGUGGAUGUCUUCCAUAACACACUCAAGGAAAUAAAAGCAUUGUAA
Cyprinodon tularosa is the source of this 1786-nucleotide messenger RNA. RefSeq names its product EF-hand domain family, member B (gene efhb). The transcript is spliced from 13 exons. The record is from RefSeq and is a predicted model, not a curated record. The coding region runs from base 71 to 1786 and encodes 571 amino acids. Lineage: Eukaryota; Metazoa; Chordata; Actinopteri; Cyprinodontiformes; Cyprinodontidae. Gene Ontology annotation, molecular function: calcium ion binding.